This is a messenger RNA of Labrus bergylta (ballan wrasse), 902 nucleotides long. Lineage: Eukaryota; Metazoa; Chordata; Actinopteri; Labriformes; Labridae. The record is from RefSeq and is a predicted model, not a curated record.
AUGACGGAUUUCGGGGAGAUCCUGAGGCACAUAAGAGAGUUUGGAUUAUUCCAGAAGCUCACUCUGCUUGCACUCAGCUUUCCAAAUUUGGUUCAGGCUUUUAUUUUUGAAAGUUUUCUUUUUGUGGAGUUUGAUCCGGAUCGACACUGUAACACAGACUGGAUCCUCAGUGCUGAUCCUGACCUGAGCCCAGAGGAGCAGCUGAACCUGACUCUGCCCCGGGAGGAGGAUGGGACCUUCAGCAGGUGUCGGAUGUUCAAACCUGUGGACGGGAACAUUAGUACCAUCAGGGAGCACGGACUAAAUGAGAUCACAGGGUGCCAGAAUGGAUGGGUGUACAUCAACAACAUGUAUGACAGGACUGUGGUCACUGAUUUUAACCUAGUGUGUGACAACGCUAACUUGGUGGAAGUAGUACAGACGGUGUUCAUGGCCGGCGUUCUUAUUGGUUCCCUCAUAUUUGGACCUUCUGCUGAAUCGUUUGGUCGCAAUCAAAUCCCUAUUGUUAUAUUGUUUGUUUUUAUCAUAGCAGCAGCAUUAAGCCCAAAUUUCUACCUGUAUUUAGCCUUCCAGCUCAUAGUGGGAGUUGGAGCUGGAAUUUUUCGAGUCAACUGUAUCAUACUGUCCACUGAGUGAUUUGGUGCAGUGGGUCAAUGCAUCCUCGCUGGUCUGAUCUACAUCAUGAGAGACUGGAGAGUCACACAACUCAUCACAGCAGCUCCACUUACUCUUACCGUCGUCUACAUUUGGUUUAUUCCAGAGUCAGCCAGGUGGUUGUUGAACAGAGGAAAGACAGAAGAGGCCAAACAGCUGAUCAUGAAGGCAGCAGCCAUCAAUAAGCGCACUGUUCCAGACUACGUGUUGGAAAAGGUACUGAACCUUCCACAUUAGUUUUCUUACAA